Messenger RNA from Ostrea edulis (European flat oyster), 2661 nucleotides. Its product is annotated as cubilin-like. Bases 268 to 1977 code for a protein of 569 amino acids. The transcript has 12 exons. Gene Ontology annotation, molecular function: protein binding. The record is from RefSeq and is a predicted model, not a curated record. NCBI's taxonomy places the organism in Eukaryota, Metazoa, Mollusca, Bivalvia, Ostreida, Ostreidae.
GUGUAACUGACCAAUCACGUGCGGUGAAUGAUGGCUGAGUUUUCUUGCUGGUGAUCUUGACGAUAUUUCACACCAGUCGCUUUACAGACUGAAGUCCAGGGUGCUCUUGUAUAUUCUGUGGUUGUGCACAUACAAUUUUUGUUCAGAAUGAAACUGUGAAAAUGCGUAUUUAUUUUUCACAGUUAUCCAUCUGAUGACAUGUAUUCAAAGCGUCUUAAUUGGCCGACGUUUUAGUCAUUCUGUUGGGAAGUUUUGACUAACCUUAGGAUGGCGUUCUGGAGACAUGAGCAGAUUAUUUUGAUAGAUUGGCUCUUAACUUCAUCCCUGAUAAUGUCAGGAGUCUGUCUGCAGGUCGGCAAGGACAGAGGAAUAACAUCCUGUUUUCAAAAUCAUGAAACUGUCAUGUUCUCAGUGGAGAAAGGCGACUUCGGGUAUGUGACAUCAUACGAUUAUCCCGAUAACUACACCUCGGACUUCUACCUCGGACAUUCUUGUAAUGUGGAAAUUAGAGGCUGCAGCACGUGUAAAGUUAAGGUCACACUAGUUGACGUAAACUUCCCACAUUGUCCAGCUGUCCAGAGAUCCAAGCAUAGAAACUUAUGCAUACCUGGUUGUGACCACCUCCAGAUUCACGAAGUUGAUCAGCCGUACCGCACCAGAAACCUUCGGAAUUACCACACUGACGAGAACGACACGGAAUAUGUUUCUAUUUCCUCCAGUGUAAAAAUACGUCACUGUAUUUCAAACGGAACCAGUAUAACGGGCAAGCGCUUCCGGGUCAAGUACGAGGUAAUUGAGAAAGUUGAGCAAAUUAGAGGAACUGUGUCUUCAACGAUGUUCGGUGGUGACAGGGGAGAGAUAUCAUCUCCAAACUUCCCGGACCGGUAUGCUCUCAACGGAGAAACUUUCACUUACAUAAUAACCAACCUAGACCCGUAUGGAAGAAUCCGGAUAAUAUUUGACGAUUGGGAUUUAUCUUCCGUCAGUACUUUACAGGUAUAUGAUGGUCCACGAACAACUUCGCCAUCACAAGUUUACACUCGACAUGAGCGCCCCGUUUUGGUCUCCAAAUCGAGCACGAUAAUCCUCGUUUUCAAUACCGGAAGUUCGAAUCACCGGUGUUGCCAUCCCGUGGGUUGGAAAGCUAGCUAUCAAUUGGUUUCCAGUAGCCAGUGGAACACAAUGCCAAGUACGAAUUGUAGUAAAAUAAUCGAAUAUAAAUCUGGAGGUGUACUCAAUCUGGAUUACCUGACACCAAGCCUACCCAGAAUGUUUGACUGCAUCUGGAUAAUCAGAAAACCGGCUAAGAAAAACCCCGACGGAAUACUACUGAGGCUAACAAAAAUAGCGUUUGGUCAAGGGUGGGCAAAAUAUCCAGACAAUAGUCUAGAGAUAAUAAGCGGCACGACAUCAAGAGGUGAUAUAUUAGGGCGAUAUUCCGCUUCAAACAUGACUAUCGGUCAGUGGUUUAGCCCCGGUCCCAAUCUAUACAUAAGGCUGAGGGGUGCAUUGUCAGCUGAUGACCGCCUUAACUUCAUUUUUACAGCUGUGGAUAAUGUUACAGAAGUUGGGUGUCCAAGAAGCGGUGACUAUUUAUGUAAAAAUCUGUGGUGUAUUGAUAAAUCUCUAAGGUGCGAUACUGUUGAUCACUGUGGAGAUAAUUCGGAUGAGAGUCCUGACAAAUUAUGCCAAAUUGAAGAAAUAUGGAAAUUGGGAAUCAAAUGGAAACUUUCAGAUUCUACAGUAAAUGACCCGUGUGAAGGGAAUUUUAAAUGCGGUGGGAACAAAUAUGAUUGCCUGCCUAUGUCACGUGUGUGUGAUCGAAUCAUCGACUGCUUUGACGACUCGGAUGAAAAGUGGUGUGCUUACCAUUCCAAACAGCACAGGGAUAUAAGUUCCUCAACAUCUAGAAAUUUUAAUAUCAAUGGAUUUAUACAUACAAUAGGACUACUCAUAGUAUAUCUCUUUGUCACGUGACCAUUGACAAGGCAAUGAUUAACUGAAUAUCAUUUUCGUCGGUCAGCCCCGGACCAGAUCAUGAUGCCGGUACAUUCCAGUCGCAUGUAAAACUAGUCUCACAUAGAGCGGUAAAAGGUGAAGAAAAAACUUGUUCAAGAACACCACGCAGAUGAAAUAGAUAACGUGUGCGAGUCAAGAAGACAUUGUUUUCAAUUGUUUAAUACAUGCAGGAGUAACGAAAUUAUUGCUUUCAGUUGUUUUCAAUUGUUUAAUGCGUGCAUGUGUCAAGAAAACAUUGGUUUCAAUUGUUUAAUACAUGAAGGAGUAAAGAAAUUUAUUUGUUUCGGUUGUUUUCAAUUGUUUAUUACAUGCAGGAGUAAAGAAAUUUAUUGUUUUCGGUUGUUUUCAAUUGUUUAAUGCAUGCGUUUGUCAAGAAAACAUUGGUUUCAAUUGUAUAUUACAUGCAGGAGUAAAGAAAUUUAUUGUUAUCGGUUGUUUUCAAUUGUUUAAUGCGUGCAUGCGUCAAGAAAACAUUGGUUUCAAUUGUUUAUUACAUGCAGGAGUAAAGAAAUUUAUUUUUAUCGGUUGUUUUCAAUUGUUUAAUGCGUGCAUGCGUCAAGAAAACAUUGUUUUCAAUUGUUUACUACAGUGUGUUGAAAGAAGUUCUGAAGUUUUUCAAUAAAUAUGAUUACAUGACUUUAA